Messenger RNA from Poeciliopsis prolifica (blackstripe livebearer), 2620 nucleotides. RefSeq names its product homeobox protein AKR. Gene Ontology annotation, molecular function: DNA-binding transcription factor activity, RNA polymerase II-specific; RNA polymerase II cis-regulatory region sequence-specific DNA binding. The transcript has 3 exons. Bases 227 to 1615 code for a protein of 462 amino acids. Gene Ontology annotation, biological process: regulation of transcription by RNA polymerase II. The record is from RefSeq and is a predicted model, not a curated record. Lineage: Eukaryota; Metazoa; Chordata; Actinopteri; Cyprinodontiformes; Poeciliidae.
GACAAGAGGAAAAUCAAGAGCCGAAAAACAUUCAUCCUGGCAGACGGCGAGGAGUGCGAUGGAAACGCGGGAGCCCUUUUAUGCGAAGCAGUGUGAGGAGAAGAGGUUUUAAAUCCGCGUCCCGAGGCUGCAGCACACCUCUCGGUAGCCUUAGCGGAAAGUGUCGCUUUGUGAGUGGAAGCAACUUGGACAGCUGCGUGUUUUCAAGCGGAGCCAUCAACAAAGAAUGAAAGCGUUGAAACGAGCUCUGGAGCAUGACCAGCAUCCCGAGCAGGAGCACUCUUCGGCCGUGUCGGACAGCGACGACGGCUCCCCGCUCGACCUGUCGGGGAGAGGGGUCCUCGGGAAGCGCCGUCGCCGCGGCAACCUGCCCAAGGAGUCGGUUCAGAUCCUCCGCAGCUGGCUGUACGAGCAUCGCUUCAACGCGUACCCAUCGGAGCAGGAAAAGCUCAGUCUUUCCAACCAAACAAAACUGUCUGUGCUGCAGAUCUGCAACUGGUUCAUCAACGCCCGCCGUCGCCUUCUGCCUGAUCUGCUUCGCAAGGAUGGCAAAGAUCCCACCAAGUUCACCAUCUCCCGCAAGAUCGUCGUUAAAACCGAGGCCCAUCAGUCAAACGGCGGUGAAGCCGGCUCUCCCGACGCCUCAGCUCGCUCCCCUCAGCCGCGUCCAUCGGUAAUCCGCUCCGCGCCCGCUUUGGACCUCAGCCUGCUGGGGAACACGGCGACGGCCAUCCUCAUCGGAGCGGGCUAUCCUGGAAAUGAAGGGUGUGUGCAGGCACUCAUGACGAUGGACACACAAACCCUGUUGAGGGAAGCAGUAGAAAGAGGCGCCUACUCAGCCGGCCUGACAACAGGCGUCACUGUAGCUGCGAGCCACUCCAGCGGCCUUCUCAACACGCCUCCCCCGACUCCGCCCGACCUCUACACGGGUCACGACUUCAGUGACCUGAGGCUGCUGGCUGAUGCCGCUCUACAGAGAGCUGCAGAGCAGGACCUGCUCAAGGAGAGCCAAAGCAAACCAGCAGAGCCUUUCAAUGCCAAAGCGGCGGAUGCAAACAAAAAGGGCCCAACCCCGCCUCCGGAGGAACAGGUCAUGCAUCCUGCCAGAGUGCAGAGUCUGAUGGAGAAGGUCAUGUCUGUCCCAGAGCCGGUCAAAUCUCCAACAGUUGCUGCUCCACUUUUGCGCCCAGCCUCCAAGUUAUCCCCUCUACCAGUAAACAAAGUGAUAUGGAGCCCCUUGGAUAAAGACACUGUCAGAGCAUCCAGCUCAAACCAACCUCAUCUCAUCCCAACACACCUACCAGCUGUAGUGCCAGUAUCUGCCAUCAUCCACAAGCCCCCCUCGAUCCCUGUGACUCCCCCCACCACGCUGCCCACUUCAUCCUCUGCCUCAUCCGCAUCUCCAGCGCCAGCAGUCACGCCUCUCCUGAGCCUCGCCUCCCACCUCGCUCCUCAUACCUCAGGGAGCAGCGGCUCAGCCAAGGCGCCGAAGGUUUGGAGCCUGGUUCACCCCAACGCCAGGCAGGCCAGUUCACUCCAAGUGGUAAAGACCCCCAUCAACACGGUGUGGGGGCCACAGCACAGCCUGCACACGCUGAGUGAAGCUGUCAACUAGAAGCUGCUGCUGUUUUUUCUUCUUUCUUUUUUUUUUUGUUUUGUUUGGUUGGUUGGGGGUUUUUUUUAUGUAAAAACAUGAAAAGAACGCGAGGACAGGUGUGUUUUAUACAGCUGGACUUUAACGUUUACAGGAGAAUGUAUCUUGACGUGACGCCCGAGCUUGGCAAGAGUUUGAAGUUUUAUCGCGGAGGAAGGUAGAGACCGUAUCAUUCCUACGCUCUCGAGGUGUUUCUGCAACGGAUUCUGAUGUCAUCGUGGGGUUUUGGGGUGUUACAGGAAUGAACAAAUAGAAAAGUAUUCCUGAAUUGUACAAACAUUUACCAGCGUUUCCAGUAGCAGUGCUGGACUUUAGUGAAUGUAAAAAAAACAAAACAAAAAAAAGGUGACCUCCCUGGAUAGGAACUCUGCUGCCCUUUAUUCAAGCUUCUGGAUAAAAAGCACAUUUUCUUAGAACUCUUUUAGUUAUGUGCAUUUAAAAUGAUCAAGUUGUUCUUUUUUUUUCUUUUUUUAUAAAAUGAGCCUGUAAUUUUUAUUUUUUUUCUUUUUCUUCUUUUUUUUUUUUGACAUGGUUCUCUGCUUCCCAUUUGGAAACUUGAGCCAAAGAAAAAUCCAAAACACAGCAUCACGUCUCAGUCAGCGACUCCCUUGAUCCUCCUUACGGCCGCGCGGUUUCACGAAUCGUCAUCUCAGCUGCGCUGUGCAUGCCUUCUCGCACGAUGCAUCAUUAACUCUUUGCCGCUGGGAGGUUUCUGGUGUUUUUCCGUUUCCAUUUAAAGCAGGUGCGCAGGUUGCUUUCUGUUGGAAUCCCUCUCGAUGUAUUAUUUGGAGUCCCCUGACGUUUGCGAGGCCUUAGAGUUUCUGUUUCUCAGAUCCGAAUGUUGUGGCGCAAAUCUGUAUUUCAUACAGGUUCUCGACAGAGCAAAUGUAGCACAUUUUUUUUAUUUCAUUUUUUUUUGUACGCCUAGAAAAAGUAGUUUUUCCACAUCUGAUAGUUUAAAAGUGG